Molecule: messenger RNA, 537 nt
Organism: Sclerotinia borealis F-4128
Lineage: Eukaryota; Fungi; Ascomycota; Leotiomycetes; Helotiales; Sclerotiniaceae
Source: the annotation of a GenBank genome assembly
AUGGUACACGCCGACUCCUCAACUUUCAAAUCUGAUGUUAGUAAAGAAGAGGCAUAUGCGCAGGUAUUAGAGGAAGCGAGGGGAUUAUUUGAUGGACAGAGGAAUUGGGUCUGUAAUCUAUCGAACACGGCAUCAUUAUUAUGGCACGCAUAUAAAUCACUUCCAACACCAUCAUCCGAAGUAAACUGGGCCGGAUUCUACACCCUGAACUCCUCCUCACUCCCAUCCCGCCCCUCUCUCAUCCUCGGGCCUUUCCAAGGAAAAGUCGCUUGUCAAACCAUCGCCUUCUCCCGCGGUGUAUGUGGCACUGCCGCUUCCACUCAGACGACCCAGUUAAUACCCGACGUGGAAAAGUUUCCAGGCCACAUCGCUUGUGAUGCCGCUAGUCAGAGUGAGAUUGUCGUACCGAUUGUGGUGGAUGGGGUGGUGAGGGCUAUUAUUGAUGUGGAUUGUGGGGUUAAGGAUGGCUUUGAUGAGGUUGAUCGGAAGUGGUUGGAGGAGCUGGCGGGGGUUUUGGCUGAGGGGUGUGAUUGGUGA